GUUUGAACUUCCAGCAGUGAAAUUCGUCCUGCUAAAUGUGUGGUUAUUUGUUUAUAUAAACGACUAAAACGGCCACAAUUACCUUAUUGAAAUGGAUAUACUGAAAGCUGAGAUCGCAAGGAAAAGGAAACUCCUCGAAGAAAAGCAGCUUGUCAACGACUCCAAAAAAUUCUUCAAAAGGGCUGAUCUUGCACGCAAGGAACAAGAAGAUUACUUCAGAAGAUGUGGAUAUAAGAUUGAUAAGAAGGAAGACGAUGAGCCAUCCACCUCAGCUAAUCCAGUGUUAGAACUGGAACUAACAGAAGAGAAGCUGCCAAUGACACUGUCACGACAGGAAGUAAUUCGAAGGCUGAGAGAACGAGGGGAACCAAUCCGGCUGUUUGGAGAGUCUGACUACGAUGCCUUCCAGAGACUCAGAAAGAUUGAGAUUUUGACCCCAGAAGUAAACAAGGGCUUGAGGAAUGACCUGAAAGCAGCCAUGGACAAGAUUGACCAGCAGUAUCUGAAUGAAAUAGUUGGAGGAACAGAGUCAGGAGAAGUGGACACACAGCACGACCUGAAAGUGCAUGAAGAAAACACCACUAUUGAAGAACUGGAGGCUCUUGGUAAAACCCUGGGCACUGGAGAUGAUGAUGGAGACCAGGAUGUAAUCCACAAGUUUUUGAGGUUUCUUCUCGGUGUUUGGGCCAAAGAUCUCAACAGUCGAGAGGACCACGUGAAGCGAGGUGUUCAGGGCAAGCUGGCCAGUGCAACCCACUCACAGACUGAGUCUUAUCUCAAACCUCUCUUCAGGAAGCUCAGGAAGAAGAAUUUACCAGCUGAUAUCAAAGAGUCAAUCACAGACAUCAUUAAGUUCAUGCUGGAGAGAGAAUAUGUCAAGGCAAAUGAUGCUUAUCUGCAGAUGGCCAUUGGUAAUGCUCCCUGGCCUAUCGGUGUGACAAUGGUAGGUAUCCACGCCCGUACAGGGCGAGAGAAGAUCUUCUCCAAGCAUGUGGCCCACGUUCUCAAUGAUGAGACCCAGAGAAAAUACAUCCAGGGACUGAAGAGGCUAAUGACUAUCUGCCAAAAACACUUCACGACUGAUCCGUCAAAGUGUGUGGAGUACAACGCUCUUUAACCUCUACCUUUCGCUUAACUUGUGUCAAGGUUGUCAGGUCAAUUGUAUCACAUUUCUAAAUGGGUUUUUUUUUUUCACAGCAUGGCAUGACUGAAUUGUGAUUGUGACAGGAAUCUCGCAAAAUCUUGUUUUUCAAUUGCCUUAGAGUGCAUUUUGAAGAGGAACUGUCUGGGAAAAUACGUAACUCAAACCAAGUUUGAGUGUGCAAGAGCUGUUCUGUACAGUCAGAAGUGAGUAAUGAAAACCUCAGAUUUAGCAGUACACACACUCAACAACCCUCUGAGUCUUAUUAGGCGUCUCUUGUGAACUACUGGGAUAAUCGAUGCACCUGUCGUGCCCUGAUAGUCAAAAGUCUUCAGUCCUUUUUGAGAACAUGUCUUUUUAUGAAUGCUGAUGAAUGCAGGACGUUGUUCUGUAAAUGUUGACACCGUAAUUUUUGCGAAGAUUAUUUUCAUGAUGUGGCAAGCAAAGUGUCAUUUGCCAAGGAAGAUCCAGUAGUGUAAGUUUUAUUACACCUGAGAUAUUAUAGAUAUUUCUUAACUCUUUAUUGACAUGCUAAAAUCAAUGCAGAUUCAGUUCAAUGUGGAUGUUUUUAUGUUUAAACCAGUCAACGUGUCCCUGUGCUAUCUUAAUAAGGAAAUAAAAAAGUGUUUUUUC
This is a messenger RNA of Chelmon rostratus (copperband butterflyfish), 1774 nucleotides long. It is a transcript of the gene prpf18, whose product is annotated as PRP18 pre-mRNA processing factor 18 homolog (yeast). Gene Ontology annotation, biological process: generation of catalytic spliceosome for second transesterification step; RNA splicing. Bases 92 to 1117 code for a protein of 341 amino acids. The transcript has 10 exons. The record is from RefSeq and is a predicted model, not a curated record. Lineage: Eukaryota; Metazoa; Chordata; Actinopteri; Chaetodontiformes; Chaetodontidae. Gene Ontology annotation, cellular component: U4/U6 x U5 tri-snRNP complex; U2-type post-spliceosomal complex; U5 snRNP.